Molecule: messenger RNA, 483 nt
Organism: Fraxinus pennsylvanica
Lineage: Eukaryota; Viridiplantae; Streptophyta; Magnoliopsida; Lamiales; Oleaceae
Source: the annotation of a GenBank genome assembly
AUGGGGAAGACUAGAUCAUGUUCCAUAUCAGAUGGAGAUCUAAAGACUCGUGCAGAUCGCAAGUUCGACAAAAAAGUUCAAUUUUAUGAAACUAUCAGAAAUGCUGUUGCUCAAAAAUCUAUUGCUAAGGAGAAGAAACAACGUAAAAGGAGCCGACAAAAGAAACUGAAGGCAUAUGAUCUUUCUUCCCUCUCAGAUUUCCUUCCGGAACUGAAGGCUCCCAAAGAAACAAGACCUACUGAAUUUAAGCUUAAUAGUAAAACCAGAAAUAAUCUAGUGUUUAAGGAGAACAAUCAGUUGAAGAUAGUCAUUAACCAUCCUACUUUCCAAUCAGAUCCGUUGGGUGCCAUCUAUCAACAUUUGCAGAAUACACAACCUGCCAUGGAUGAGAAACCUAAAAGGAAGGACACGAAAACUGUAAAAAAGAAAGCAAAAGGGAAAAAGUCCAAAGCUUUAUCUGGGACUCAAUCAAUGGAGAUUUGA